AUUGUCCCUCUUAGAUGGCGGCGUCCAUGGUCUUUUGAGCCAUCUGAAGCGUGAGUGUUUGGCUGAUAUUAGACAAGCUUCGCGCUUAAUGCUCGUAAUUCGGUAUGGAGUCAUCCCAGCCAGAUGGUUUGGUGAUGAAGUUAAAGGGUCAGGUAAAUGAUACAAAAGAUUUGCCACUACUAGAAGGUAAACCUUGUUACAAUGGUAAAGACUCAGAAGAGGAAGAAUCAAAACCUGCUGACCAGGACUGUGCCGUAUCCAAAGAGAACUCACCGCCCCAGCUGAGUCCCAUUUCACCAGCUUCAAGUAGUGACACUGUAGACUUAGCUGAAAAUGGUCUUCAGAAAUGUAAAGAGAAGCCUGUAUCCAAAGAAGAAAAUAUCGAAAAUAGUGAAAUUGUAGCAAAACUGCCUAUAGAGGGGACCAGCUUUAUUACAGAAAACAAAAAUGAGGAAUCGUCUGUAGAGAAACUGAACAAUAAAGAGUUAACUAAUACUGAUUUAACAAAUGCUACUCAGAAUGUACCUACCACAGAAUCAUCUUCAAAAAAUGCAAUGGAUUGUUCAGGGGAUGCACCUGUUGUCAAAGUAGAUUCUACUAAAGAACUAAGACAAACUGAGGCACCUGUGUUAGAUGGCAAAGUUAGUCCAAUAAAUGAAACAAAAGACAAAAACACAGAGGACACAAACAAUUUAUUGACAGCUAGUAAUAAAAUUGUUGAAACUUCUACGGAGAAACAUGAAACUGCAGAUAAACCUGAAAUCAUUCCAACUCCAAUGUUUGAGGACAUUACUGAAGAUGAAGAUUCAGAAAAUGAUGAAUCUUUGGAAAAUAUUGAAUUGGAACUUGAUGAUUUAAUUGAGCCUUUAGAACUAUCGAAAAGUGGCUGCAGUAGUGAUAAAGAAAAGUUUGAAUUUUCCCCCAACGCUGAAACAGACAAAGAUGUUCUUGUGCUUGAUAACAAUAUUGUUAAAAGUAAGAUUUUGGAAAACAUAAACCAAAGCAGUGUUGAAAAUAUGGGAACUUCAUCUGUGGCUGUGUCUGAUGUUAAAUCUACUGAUACACUUGUAUCAAAUUCUGAAACAUCAGUAAAAGAGGAUGUGAGUGGUAAAGAAGUGCUUGGAACAACUGAUGCUGUGAUACAAGAAAACUGUCCUGACGUCAAAGAAAGAGAAGGUAAAGUUAUACAACUGUCUGAUUCUAAAGCAGUGAAUGGGACAGCUGGAGCUCCUCAGGUUAAAAAACCAAAGGUCACCGCUAGAAAGUCAGGCAAACCCGAGUCUGUUCCCUUAAAAAUAAACCUACACCCUAUCAAAAACAUUACAAUGACAUUGUCAGAAGUAGAAAAGGCCUUAGAUUUCAAUCCUGCUCGGGAUCUAGAGAGUUCCAAACUGAAAAGCACAGAGAGCUCCAAAACAAACUACACAUCCACAGACACUACGCCACUGGACUGCAGUUCAGAAAACAGUGCCUUAAAAAACAUUGCAGGUUUAAAAAAGAAGAGGAGAAAGAAAACGUACGACUUCCCAGGGUGUAAGAAAAAGCCUAGAAAGUUGAAAUCAGAUGAGAUGGAGAGCGUAGGCUCCUCAGCAGACAGUUUUUCUCUAUCUGAUGGAGAUUUUCCAGACACUGAUGUAAAUAAAGAAGCUAGCUUUCAGGAUAAUGAGAGCUCUUCUCUACCAAAGAAACCUGAAUCAGCUCUAGAUAUUCUAACCAAAAAUGCCUAUUUAGGUUUUACCAAAAAGCCUAAAUCUUCAAUUUCACCAUCAUCAUUGUCUUCAUCCACAUCUUCAAAGCCCACAUCUGGGAAAAGCAACAAAAUAAGAACUGUCUUAGAAAUGCUUCAUGAAAGAAGCAGACAAAAAGCAGAAUCAGAAGAAAAAAAGGCAGCUUCAACAACGCUUACAACUCUUAGUGUGACUUCUAAUUCGACUACGACCACAACGACUAUUCUUGUUUCUCCACCCCACAAUAAACCUGUUGUAGAAGGUUUAAAAAGAAAAGGAACGCCAAGGAAACGCAGAGAGGAAGUUAUUUGUCUGUCUGAUUCAGAUGACAGUGAUGCAAAGAAAAAUUCAUUAGUUGAAGGAAAGAGGAAACGGGAAUCUCUAGAUGAAGUUUCACAAGCAUCAAGCCCAUCACCUCACAAGCCAUCUCAGCAUACAAAGAAUAAGAAUGUUAGCUCCACUUCACAGUCCCCAGUAGUCAUGGUGGUCGCUCAGCACUCAGUGGCACCUGGCUUGCGGUCAUUACUUCCUCGCCAGGCACCUGCCAUGUCAUCCAAAAGUGUUCAACCCCCAGCCAGCAAUUUGCUCAAUACUAUUCCACUCAUCUCCACGCUACCAAUGGGGGCAAAGGCAAUCAGUAUAGCUAACCUACCUCCAGGUGUGGCAGUGCCCUUGGCCUCACUCCCUCAGGGAACCCAACAGGCGAUGACAUUUUUUGCACCUGUUCCAGCCGUAACAGCUAUCCCUGUUUCUUUUUCACCUGGUCAGAUGAGUGUCAAUUCUCCAAAACAAGUGCAUGCCACACAUAAGACUGCUAGAGGUGGCUCAGUGCCAUCAUCACCAUCUGGGAAAUCUGCCAAAACAUCUUUAUCCCCUAGUCAUACUAGCUCAGACUCACUGAGAGCUCUCCUGGUUGGGAAACCAUACACUUUAGCCAGGGUCUCCUCAGCUAGUGCCACACAGCUGGCAACAUCGCCCAUGCUGUUUCAGAUGGUAACCACAUCUGGAGCCAGCCUAGUCCCCAUAUCAGCACAGCCUUUAACACUGACUCCUUCCUCUUCAAGUGUGGGUAACUCCAUGCUCAAGCCUGCUUCAGCUGUUGCUGGGUCCAAGACCAGUUACUCUUUAAUUAAAUCGCAUCCAUCCAACCUGCCAAACGGUGUUUCCUGCUUAACCCCGCCAAAGACACCAGAAACAGACAGCUCAUCAGAAGUGGUGGUUGCAGCAUCUCUAAGCCGGCCAGUAGCUGGUCAGGUUGAAGACAGUGAAGUCAUUCCUUUAUGUUGCUGUAAAAUAAAUGGGGCUUCGUUUAAUAAACUUUUCUCUGGUGUCACAUACUGUCAAGCAUUAGACACAGUUGAUAAUAAGGUUUUAGGGUGCUGCAAUAAAGUAACCAAUACUCAGCUAGUGAGACCUGGUGUCAAGAUUCCAUUCAUGGCAGUGUGUGAGGUACAUCGCAGGCGACUUAAGCUCCAUCAGUGCUGUCCAGGCUGUGGACACUUCUGUUCACAGGGUAAAUUUCAACAAUGCAGGAAGGAAGGCAAAUCAUCAGUUCACAAUUUUCACAAACAGUGCAUGUUUUAUAGAAGUGGUAAAUAUUACUGCCCCCACUGUGGGGAAGAGACAACUCAGUGUGAGGUGGAACUAAAGCUGAAUGAUCAGAAACCAGAGGAAGGGAAGGUCAUACCACAGAGAGUGACCAAGAGGGAUACAGAACGAAAGACUGCUAGACUUGGUUUUAGAAAUUUUGUGAAGAGUAAGUCUACUAAUGAACAGCCUAAGGAGACAAUUUCUCUUUCAAACAAUAAAGUAAUCAACAUCGGAUCUUUACCAUUGGGACCUGACCAUCAAGCUCUUUCCAAACUUUGUCGUUGCACUGCAGAAGACAGGCCUAAAAAAUACAGAACUUUACCUAAAGACUUGUACACCCCAGCAAUGGAAGGAGAUUUGGAAAAAGUUUUCUAUUUAUUGAUGGAUGGUGUGGAUCCCAAUAAGCGUUAUGAAGAUCAUGAUGAUCAGACAGCAAUGCAUGCCGCAGCAAUCUCUGGAAGUCUUGCUACAGUGUUUAUUCUUGAACAGUAUGGUGCUGAGAUCCAUGCCCAAGAUAGAACUUUACGAACGCCUAUGAUGUGUGCAGCUGAAAAUGGAAAUCUUAAUGUUGUUCAGUUUCUUAUAAAAGCUGGAGCUAAAGUUGAAGAUAGGGGAGAAGAUGGUAUGACAAGUCUACACUAUGCAGCAAAGGCAGGCUAUAUUGAUAUUAUCCAACACAUUUUAGAAGCAGAUAAACUGGAUAUUAAUAUACAGGAUGACGGAGGAUGGACACCUAUCAUUUGGGCAACUGAAUCGCAAUUGGCUGACAUUGUCAGAUAUCUAUUGAAACAAGGGGGAGACCCUAAUAAAAAAGAUAAUGAAGAAAAUACUGGACUUCAUUGGGCAGCUUUUUCUGGAAGUUUAGAAAUAGCUGAGAUGUUUAUAGAUAUGGGCUGUGAGAUUGAUGCUAUCAAUGAGCAUGGAGAUAGACCUCUUCAUAUAGCUGCCAGGCAGGACCAUUAUGAUAUAGUUGUCUUAUUACUGGCACGGGGUGCUGAUGUUGAUACAAAAAACAAUAAGGAUGAGACACCUGUUGAUUGCUGUGUGAACAAGGCUGGACAAGUAUGGAUGGCAUUGAAAGUUAAUCAACAGUUAAGGAGCUUUGCUGCAAGAAAACUUAUACAACCAGAGAGGCUUGUUGAAAGGGAUAUCACAAUGGGAAGGGAGAAGAAUCCAAUUGCUUGUGUGAAUUCAGAAGAUUCUGAACCAUGUCCAACAGAUUACUUGUAUGUAACAGAAAACGUAGAGACAAGCCCUCUCAACAUUAACUAUGUUAUAACUAGUCUACAGAGUUGUAGAUGUAAAGAUGAUUGCUCUUCCAUGUACUGUGUAUGUGGUCGCAGUAGCAUCAAAUGCUGGUAUGAUAAGAUGGGCCAUUUUCUGGAAGAGGUGAAUCUGUUGGAACCACCAUUAGUGUUUGAAUGUAAUAGGGCUUGUAGAUGCUGGGUUAAUUGUAAUAACAGAGUUGUCCAAAAUGGAAUUACGUGUAGACUACAGAUGUUUAGAACAAAUGGUCGUGGCUGGGGAGUGAGAACUCUUAUGGACAUACCCCGAGGGACUUUUGUUUGCGAGUACAUUGGUGAGUUGAUAUCUGAUUCAGAAGCUGACAGGAGAGAAGACGACUCAUAUUUAUUUGAUUUGGACAAUAAGGACGGAGACACUUACUGUAUAGAUGCUCGUAAAUAUGGGAACAUAAGUCGUUUUAUCAACCAUCUUUGUGAGCCCAAUUUGAUCCCUGUGAAGGUGUUUGUGGAACACCAGGACCUGCGCUUCCCCAGGAUAUGUCUGUUUUCUUCUAGGGAAAUAAAAGCUUAUGAAGAACUAGGGUUUGAUUAUGGUGAAAAGUUCUGGAUGAUCAAAUGGAAACACUUCACAUGUGCAUGCAAAUCAGCCAAAUGUAAAUACUCCAGCGAGACCAUAAAGAAAACGCUAGCAGAUUACAAACUGCGUUACCCAGAUGAAGUGGUGGAUGUGUGAGGACCCAGCUGGAGCAUCUAGUUGGUGUCUUCUGGCUAGCUUAACUUGUAAGCUCAAACUGUGAUUUAGAUUUAUACACUUGUUCAUAAGUAGACAUUCUUACAGUGGUGUACUUUUACUUAAACAUUCAUCUUGUCUAAUACAUAACUAACCAUUGUUCAGACUGAAAUUUUGAUAGCAGAGAUAAUGUUUGUGUUCAUGUACUUGUUGUUGUAAGUUGAAUAACAUUGUUGGAAGCUUCAGACUUUGGUACUGAAGAUAUAGUGCUACAUAAGACUUUGUUUAACUGCUUAGUCAAUAUAUUUUUGAGAUCAUUACUUCAUUUUCCAAUUGCUGGUUCAAAGAAUUGCUUUUAUUCCCUUUUUGUUUACAGAGUUUUAAAAACGAUUAAAUAUGACACAUUAUAUAUACAACAAAUUGUAUUUGGUACCAAUGAUUUUAGGUUGGUUUUUUUUUUUUUAAUGUAAAGUAGGAUAUAAAUUAUUUGUACAUAAACAAUGAAAUACUAAAAAUUUGAACAGGUGCAAGAUGUAUGGUUUUUAAAAGGAUUUUAAAAUAGAGCAAUUUAUGACACAAAUUAAACCACAGAAAUCCCAUUAUUAUAUACUUGCCAAAUAAUUUGAAAACUGAUUACUAGCUAUUAAUAUUAAAACUGAAUUAGUCUUUUUAAAUUAUUAGUAUUUUUAUGUGACCAUCAAAAUUUUGAUAUAAAAUGUGUGAAUGAUUUUAGAAUUUAAAAUGUAAGCUUGAGCAGCAAACUUCUUUUGAAUGAAUGCUUUAGAGAGUUUGUUCUUGCUUUCCAUUAAACUUUCUGAAUUCAUCACACUAAACAGCUGUAAAGGUGCUUUGAUUGUACACUGUCGAGAUAUUUGUGUAUAGCAGUCAUUAGACUUGGACUAAUCAUUAGUUCCUUAGAAACUCUCAUCUUGCAUGCCAUUGAUUUUUUGUACUAAUGAAAUACCACUUGUUGGACCUUCCUUGAACUUGACAGCAUUUUAUCAUGAGAGAUAUGAGCAUCAGCAUUAUGUUGUUUGCCACCUUGCUGACUUACUCUCUCCGUCACUCAUCAUCUGUUAGAACAGUGGGUUCAUUUUUAGGGCUUUUGUUUAAAAUAGAUGUGAUAUUUCUUUCUAUUAGUAAAACAAUAAGUUAUUAGUAUUUGACUAUUUACUAUACAAGCAUGUUUCUAUAGCCAGUAUUGUUGUUAAAAAUCAGAAUGAAACGAUUAGGCCCGAAAGCUAAUCAGAUUUCUUAAAACUGGUUAACAUACUAUUUCAGCAGUGCUAGCUAUAUAAAUGUGUUGGUUGGUUGAUUAAAUAUUAAGUGGCUGUUAUACAUUAUGAAGCCUACUUUUUAAACUAGUAUAACAUACCGAUUAGUAGCUAGUAAUGAAAUGUUCAAUAAUGAAAUUUCUACCUCAGUUCAUUUUUGUUUUCUAUUGCAUUCUAUGGUUAAUGUGGUAGCAGUUUUAACUGCAAUACCAAUAAAGAAAUCUUCUUGGUGUUUGGGAAUUUGCUAUCUUCAAAACAAAAAAGUGGCAUUUUUUUUAAUUGGCUAAGCUCUUACUUUUAAACUUGUAAUGGAAUUUUUACUUACGUUUGUGUUUUAAAAUUUUUAAUGUAAGCUCCAUAGGAACUGAGAAGUCUUGUAGAGAUUACCCUGGCAGCAUUGAUUUUUAUGUUAGCAAGUUUAUAAUUUUAUGUUAAACCCUGAUCCACAUCAAACAUUUUUUGUCAUUCACAUGCAUGGUUUUUCUUUUUUUUUUUUAAGUCGUAACUUUGUUGGGCAACUCAUUUCACAUUGUAUAUUCUUAUUGUAAUAUUACAUCUUUACUUCAUGACCACCUCUUCUUUCCAUUUUCUUACCUUAAGCUUUGCUCAGAUGUUCAC
Messenger RNA from Physella acuta, 7183 nucleotides. RefSeq names its product serine-rich adhesin for platelets. Gene Ontology annotation, cellular component: chromatin; nucleus. Gene Ontology annotation, biological process: peptidyl-lysine dimethylation; negative regulation of transcription by RNA polymerase II. The record is from RefSeq and is a predicted model, not a curated record. Gene Ontology annotation, molecular function: histone H3K9 methyltransferase activity; p53 binding; zinc ion binding. NCBI's taxonomy places the organism in Eukaryota, Metazoa, Mollusca, Gastropoda, Physidae.